Molecule: messenger RNA, 3001 nt
Organism: Phlebotomus argentipes
Lineage: Eukaryota; Metazoa; Arthropoda; Insecta; Diptera; Psychodidae
Gene: Hmt-1
Product: ATP-binding cassette sub-family B member 6
Exons: 6
Coding region: 249-2816 (855 amino acids)
Biological process (GO): transmembrane transport; heme transport
Cellular component (GO): membrane
Molecular function (GO): heme binding; ABC-type heme transporter activity; ATP hydrolysis activity
Source: RefSeq, a predicted model, not a curated record
UCGGCAUUAUGAAGUUGCAAUUUUCUCCUUAGUUGUCUAGUCUAUUUACAAUAUUAUUCACUACUUUAACAGUGAGUUCUUGAGAAGAGUGACCCGAGUUCGUGCACGGAAAUCAAAGGGUGAUGAAACAUUCUGUGUUUCGUGAGAUUGUCACGUUGGAAAAAUCAUUGUCGGCAAUUGGAAAGAGCUGCUAAUUCAAUCAAUCGCGAAGAGUUUCUGGUGAAAGUGUCUUCUCUGGGCCAGGAAAAAUGGAGUUUUGCCCUCCAAACGACACUAUUUCCAUACCAUGGAUCAAUCACGGAUUGACUCAGUGCUUCUUCAACACAGUUUCCGUGUCAAUAGUUGCCGGAUUUCUCUGGAUCUUCGGCUCAGUGCAGCUAUUCAUGUACCACAAAUAUGCCACGCCAAUUAGCGAGACUACGGAAAUUCCCAAAUCAUCCCUCUACAAUUUCCAAGUGUUCCUGCUGCUCUUCGUGCCCUUCAUGGCCAUCGUGAGAUUCCUCCUGACUGCAGUUUACUUCAGCAAUCCCAUCUACGGCUACAUGGUCUUGAGCCUCGUCUUAACUUGCUGCAUGUACAUUUACUCAAUUGUGCUGCUCAGCAAAGAGCGCCACUUUCUUCUGCCUUCCGUGCCCACGAGAGGACAUGGGCUCGUCCUGCUGCUGUUCUGGACCAUGAUUUUCAUAACUGAGAACUUGGCUUUCAUCAACAUGAGGCAGGAAGGAUGGUGGUUCAACCUGAAAACGCUCCCGGACAAAGUGGAAACAGUGUUCUUCGUUCUGCGCUACGUGUCCUGUCUUCUCAUCUUUGUCCUCGGCCUGAAAGCGCCUGGAAUUUACACUCAAUCACCGGAGGACUAUCAAAAUCUAGUUCCUCCGCAGAAUGACGACAACCAGUCGACCUUCAGGAAUGCGUGGAGCAAAAUUAAGACGCUGGCGCCCUUCUUGUGGCCCAAGAAGGAUUGCUUGCUGCAAUUCCGGGUGAUUUUCUGCUUCGUCCUGCUGCUGGCCGGCCGAGUGAUCAAUCUCUACGUGCCGAUCUACAACAAGAAGAUCGUGGACAGCCUGACGGAGAAGCCGCUGGCGUAUCGCUGGGAUUGGAUUCUCAUUUACGUGAUGUUCAAGUUUCUGCAGGGCGGCGGAACGGGAAGCAUGGGCGUGCUGAACAACUUGCGCUCCUUCCUGUGGAUUCGCAUUCAGCAGUACACGACGCGGGAGAUUGAAUUGGAACUCUUUCGUCAUCUGCACAAUCUGUCACUGCGAUGGCACUUGAGCCGCAAGACGGGAGAAGUGCUGCGCGUGAUGGAUCGCGGAACUGAUAGUAUCAACAAUUUGCUCAAUUUUAUCCUCUUCUCCAUUGUGCCCACCAUUGUGGACAUACUUGUGGCUGUGGUGUUCUUCAUCACCGCCUUUAAUGGGUGGUUUGGGCUCAUUGUCUUCGUCACUAUGUCGCUGUACAUUGUCGCCACGAUAACAGUGACUGAGUGGCGAACGAAGUUCCAGAGGCGUAUGAAUUUGGCGGACAAUGCUCAGAAGGCGAGGAGCGUGGACUCCCUGCUCAAUUUUGAGACUGUUAAGUACUACGGAGCCGAGAAUUACGAGGUCGAUUGCUAUCGCGAGGCCAUUCUGAAGUACCAAGUGGAGGAGUGGCGCUCCUUGGUGACUUCCAACAUUCUCAACACCACACAGAACAUCAUCGUGUGCGUGGGAUUGCUGGCCGGAUCCCUGCUCUGUGCCUACAUGGUGGCGUACGAGCAAGGACUCACUGUUGGCGACUACGUGCUCUUCGCCAGCUACAUCAUUCAGCUCUACGUGCCACUGAAUUGGUUCGGCACCUACUAUCGCGCUAUCCAGAAGAACUUCGUGGACAUGGAGAACAUGUUCGACCUCAUGCGCGAGGAACAGGAAGUGAUCGAUGCUCCAGGAGCGGGACCGCUUUCGAUUGUGCGUGGAGGAAUUGACUUCUCCAACGUCUCCUUCGGCUACUCACCAGAGAAGAUCGUCCUCAACAACGUGAGCUUCACGGUUCCGCCGGGGAAGACUAUGGCUCUGGUCGGGCCGUCCGGCUCGGGGAAGAGCACAAUAAUUCGGCUGCUGUUCCGCUUCUACGACGUGAGCAGAGGCGCCAUUGUGAUCGACGGGCAGAACAUCAAGACGGUGAAGCAGGCUUCCUUGAGGCGCGCCAUCGGCGUUGUGCCUCAGGACACGGUGCUGUUCAACAACACCAUUCGCUACAACAUCCAGUACGGCAGAGUGGACGCCAGUGACAUUGAUGUGGUCACAGCCGCGCGCAGUGCAGACAUCCACGAGAAGAUUCUGACCUUCCCCGAUCAGUAUGACUCUCAAGUGGGCGAACGAGGACUGAGACUGAGCGGCGGCGAGAAGCAGAGAGUCGCAAUCGCGCGGACGAUUCUGAAGUCGCCCUCGAUUGUCCUGCUGGACGAGGCCACAAGUGCUCUGGACACUCACACUGAGCGCAACAUUCAGGCGGCGCUCAGGAAAGUGUGCGCCAACAGGACAACAAUAAUUGUCGCCCAUCGCCUGUCCACAAUUAUCCAUGCCGACGAAAUUCUCGUCCUCAAGGAGGGUGUGAUUGUCGAGAGAGGAUGCCACGAGGAUUUGCUGCACAAGAACGGAGUUUAUGCGGAUAUGUGGAAUCAACAGCUGCAAAACCUCGAUGUGAGGCAGGGAGAGGAGGAGGAGGCCAGAGACGAUCAGGGUGAGAUUGAGCAGAUGCCGAAGACAUCGAAGCCACAAAGCAACCCACAAAUUCCCGCAGCUUAUAGUCAAUAUGUCGGUCAUCAUCAUCAUCACUAGUAUUUAUACGAAACUUGGGGCGAAACAGGUUUCUACCGAGUGCAUUGAGGGAGUCGUGUUUUUAUCAAAGGAUGUAGAUACGGUAGAUACAUAUUUAGAAAUAUAUAUUAGACAUGUUUAGCAGUGGUGUUGUCAUGUUUGCUGGAGGGUUGAGGAAUUUGUGAGGACGGCGAGCGAAUUUGCAU